GGACGCUGGUUAAGAGGCAGAGUGGUUUGAGCGGAGUUUUUAGAGAACAUUUACAAAAACAAAAACAGAAACAACUUCCACAAUAAGAGGCGUGAUUAUCAGAGGAGUGACGAGUGGAGGUCUGUUUAUGAUCCCGCCCGAAAAAAAAAAAAAAAAGACAGAGAGAGAGAGAGAAAUCGUGGAUCCGUGAUCACUUGACACGCGGAAAUUGAUCGAAUCAUCAAGGACCCUAGUAAAACUAGAGAUAAAACUAUUACCACUAAUAAUAAAAUACAUCUUUCCUACAAGGCAAGUUUCUUUUCGGAGGUCAGUUAAAUCUACCUGAGUUACCUGUUGGAGAGGUGAGCGGAGCUGCUCUCACUGGAGUCCAGAAGUUAACCUAAAAUCUGCAGUGAAGCAAUGGACCCAACUAAUGUUCCAAAUGGAUGUGGUUCCGACAUCAGCUCCAUUUAUUAUAAUCUGUGUGAUCUGACAAAAGUUUGGGGGGUCGUAGUGGAAGCUCUCGCUGCUGCUGGUGUAGUGACUUCCUUUGUCCUGUUUGUCAUUCUGAUGGCCAGCUUACCAUUUGUGACAGACAAGAAAAGAAAGGGUAUGGUGGCCCUGCAGGCCAGCAUUUUAGUGUUCACACUGGGUCUGUUUGGACUUAGUUUUGCCUUCAUUGUGGGGCAGUAUUCUACCAGCUGUGCUGCUCGGAGGUACCUGUUUGGAGUACUCUUUUCAGGCUGUCUGGCCUGCCUGGUGAUGCACGGGCUGUGGCUUGCCCUGCUGCAAAGAAGAGGCCGGGGGCCCAGGAGCUGGAUGUUGUGGCUGGGAGCCCUUGGUCUCUGGCUUGUUGAAGUCAUCAUCAAUACUGAGUGGCUUAUCAUCACAAUGGUCAGGAACCCAAACAGAGGAAUCAUCGUUCCUGACCUGGCCUGCAGCAUUGUCAACUGGGACUUUGUGAUGGCCCUCAUAUAUGUAAUGGUUCUGCUGCUAGCUGUGGUGCUAACAGCUGUUCUCUCACUAACACACAAGCAAAAGGAGUGGCGCCGAGAUGGAGCUUUUAUCCUGGUCACAGGGCUCUUCACUUUGGCUCUUUGGAUAGCUUGGAUUGUCAUGUACAUCUACGGGAACCAAGCAGUUGGGAAUCCCAGCUGGGAUGAUCCAACUCUGGCUAUAGCAGUGGUAUCAAAUGCCUGGGUAUUCCUCUUCUUCUAUGCAAUUCCAGAAAUCUGUUUAUUGACUGAGGAGGACCCAAACAAGGAACAAUCCCAUGAUGGAGAAGAAGUCUAUCCUGCCACAAGCCUGGUUUAUGACAACAUACUUAAGGAGCCAGACCUAACCCAGCAGAACGUCUACAUAGAAAAUAAAGCCUUUUCCAUGGAUGAGCCUCCAGUGUCUCCAUAUGGGGCGUACAAUGGUAUGUUACGAAGUUGCGUAUACCAGCCCACUGAGAUAGCCUUGAUUGCCAAAGGUUUGACAAAGAACGACCAAGACUCCAUGAUGCCUCGAGCCACACCCCUCCCUGUGGGGAAUCGCAGUUCCCUAUCCUGUUCUGUGGAUUCCUUAACAUCUUCAGGACUAUCAUGAGAUAGCAGCCUGAGUUGUACUGCUACUUACAACAUCAUGUGGUUGUUACAGCAAUUAAGUAAAUCUGCACUGGGUUUUUCCUCCUCAGAGCUCAAGGAUCAGAUGUUUUAUAUCUCUUUCUCUUAAGUAAUAGCAGAGUGAAUGUCCAGUGUAUGACUGCUUUGUUUCCAUUCAUGCUUGUGUGCUGUUUGCUCUGUUCGCCAAGGCCACACGUCAUAAAUAGAAGAUUUUUAAUGACUCUAACGUCACUGUUGCCAUUGAUAGAUUACAGAGGCUAUAUAUAUAUAUAUAUAUAUAUAGCCAAAUAGAAGUUUUUCAUAUUGGAAAUGCACACCUCAGCUCUUCUGUUUCAGUUCUGCUUUGAUCACCUUUAUAAAUAUUAAUUCAAAAAAA
Messenger RNA from Archocentrus centrarchus (flier cichlid), 1962 nucleotides. Its product is annotated as G-protein coupled receptor family C group 5 member C-like. The transcript has 4 exons. The record is from RefSeq and is a predicted model, not a curated record. The coding region runs from base 400 to 1569 and encodes 389 amino acids. Gene Ontology annotation, molecular function: G protein-coupled receptor activity; protein kinase activator activity. NCBI's taxonomy places the organism in Eukaryota, Metazoa, Chordata, Actinopteri, Cichliformes, Cichlidae. Gene Ontology annotation, biological process: G protein-coupled receptor signaling pathway. Gene Ontology annotation, cellular component: signaling receptor complex; intracellular membrane-bounded organelle; extracellular exosome.